This is a messenger RNA of Galendromus occidentalis (western predatory mite), 497 nucleotides long. RefSeq lists its product as uncharacterized. NCBI's taxonomy places the organism in Eukaryota, Metazoa, Arthropoda, Arachnida, Mesostigmata, Phytoseiidae. The record is from RefSeq and is a predicted model, not a curated record. The coding region runs from base 74 to 373 and encodes 99 amino acids. The transcript has 4 exons.
UCUGCCGUCAAUUGGUGUGUCUCACAACAGGGAUAUCAAUUCGCCGACGGAUAACCUACAUCAUAGGAUCAUCAUGACUCCCUACGGAAUACUCAUCCUCGUCUCGUGCCUAGCCGCGGUCGCGCUAUCCGAACGAGAUUGUAAUCGAAUCGGGGACCACAUUUGUCUUCCUGAGGAAAGGUGCUCUUCCCAUGCAGUAAACAAAGAAAUCAAGAGUUGUGCUCAAGGAAGCGUCUGCUGUCACAGCCAGAAGAACGACAUCGACCCUUGCAAGAAUCGAGCUGGAGGUGAAUGUGUAUUGGAGGAUUGUGCCGUCGAGGCGCUCCCGGGAUCGUGUCCGUCUCCACAGAAGUGCUGUGUGCGACUCCGGUGAUCGUCACUCCGGAUCUAGAUCGGAAGCCGCAUUGACCACAUGCAUAUUGUGUGAACCUAAAGCCAGAAUUUCGAACGCCACGAGUUACGUGAUCAAGCAUUCGGAUGGCCAACCAGGUGCUCCU